UGGCUGACCUAUCCUCACUUCACCCUCGCUCCAGGGUGCUCCUUUACGAGCUUCUAAUUAUAGAAGCGAAUUUUCAUCCGCUUGAGAUCCAUGAAAGCUUCUCCUAACCACCUGGCUCAGUUUAAAGAGAAGAAAACAGAGGAUGUUAUUUUCUUCGGAGUUACGAGAUCUACAGCUUCUUCAUUUACGCCAGACGUACCAGAUAAAUUUGUCGUUUUACAACUGCAUCUGACCGUAAGGCUUAUCCCUGAUGUACAUAACUCGUCCCCUGAGACGAAUGCAUCUUAUCAAGGAUUUAAUUAUAUACGUAUCAAUACAUCCAGUGUGUUGGUACUACUGCGCUCCUAUUCGUACAAGACCAUCCGGGCUUAUAUAAAGAAGAUGAGGAUAUCUUCAUUUUUAAAGAUCUUUAGCAAUGACUUCACCAACACACGAGGAAGAGGGAUGCCCCGCGUACAUCAAGCAACAGGUUUAAGAGGGCACUCGAUGAAUAGCUGAUAAUAGUGUCCAUUGUACCCU
This is a messenger RNA of Cephus cinctus (wheat stem sawfly), 519 nucleotides long. RefSeq lists its product as uncharacterized. The record is from RefSeq and is a predicted model, not a curated record. The coding region runs from base 91 to 498 and encodes 135 amino acids. Lineage: Eukaryota; Metazoa; Arthropoda; Insecta; Hymenoptera; Cephidae. The transcript is spliced from 3 exons.